Nannospalax galili (Upper Galilee mountains blind mole rat) is the source of this 4182-nucleotide messenger RNA. RefSeq names its product TBC1 domain family member 12 (gene Tbc1d12). Bases 132 to 2423 code for a protein of 763 amino acids. The transcript has 13 exons. NCBI's taxonomy places the organism in Eukaryota, Metazoa, Chordata, Mammalia, Rodentia, Spalacidae. The record is from RefSeq and is a predicted model, not a curated record.
CCGGCGGGUGGGAGGGGUAGGUGUGGGAACGUUGCGGCGGUGGCCCCGGCCCUGGCGCUCUGGGCGGUUCUGGGGCCAAGCCUGCGCGGGGUAGUUCUCCACCUCCUCGGGCGGCGGUCACCGGCCCGCAGAUGAUGGGUCCCGAGGAGGUCGGAGGGGGCUCGGGAGGAAACGCCAAGUUGCUCCUGGUCUCGGCUCCGGAGCCCGCGGGUCAGGACGGGAAGAUGUUCGCGGCCACGGGCGGCUUUGGCGGAGGUUCUGUCGCUGCGGCGCUGCCCGAGGAGGCUAGGGAAGAAGAGGCAGAGACGCCGCCGCCGCGGCUCCUCCAGCGCUACUUCGCGGCGGCAGGCGGACAACUGGAGCCGGGGCUCUGGUACCGCCCCCGCCCCGCUGGCCUGGCCUGCGCCCCAACGCCCCCGGCAGCCUGGCGCUCGGAGCUGGAGCGCUCGGACCCCUGCUCGCCGGACUGGGGCUGCGGGCGCGGCGGGGUGGGAGCGGCGUGCCGGCCGAGCAUGACCAACGGGGACUCGAGCUUUCUGCUGGGCCGGGACUGCGACGACCCGGAGGGGGUGCGCGGGCUUGCUGGCGCCGGGAACCCCGAGACGCGCGGCUGCCGUCUCGUCGGCCACCACCGCCUGGAAGGGCCUGGUGACGAAGGCGUGGACGGCGCGGGCCUCCGGGACGACUGGGCCGCGCCGCUCGAGGACCCGCUGCGGAGCUGCUGUCUGGCUGCCGCGGACUCCGCAGACCUCCGGGGCGCUGGCAGCGGCUCAGCGGACAGCGAGGACUCGGAGCGGAGAGCGGGGUCGGGGGAGGGCGCGCCCCUCGCCACCUCGGCCCCCGCCCCCGCCGCCGGGAGGACUCGUGAGGGCGCGGAGCGCAGCCCCGGCUUCCCCGACGCCCACUUGAACUCUCGGAACACGUUCGAAGUGAGCCGCCGCCAGAGCGCCGGCGACCACCUGCCCCCGGCGGGCCAGCCCGUGUCCUCGCCCGCUGCGGAGCAGGGCCCGGCCGGGACUACCGCCCGGGCUCGACGGAGCGGCGGCUUCGCGGACUUCUUCGCCAGAAACCUUUUCCCAAAAAGGACAAAGGAAAUCAAAUCAAUUGUGCAUAGUGCUCCUGGUUGGAAAUUAUUUGGUAAAGUCCCUCCCAGAGAAAGUCUUCAGAAGACUUCCAGAAUCAUUCAGCAGGAAUAUGAAGCACGAACAGGGAGAACCUGUAAAGUACCACCUCAGUCUUCAAGACGUAAGAAUUUUGAGUUUGAGCCACUUUCUACCACUGCACUGAUUCUUGAAGACCGACCAUCAAAUCUUCCUGCUAAAUCUGUGGAAGAAGCUUUACGUCACCGACAAGAAUAUGAUGAGAUGGUGGCUGAGGCUAAAAAACGAGAAAUUAAAGAAGCACAUAAAAGAAAAAGAAUAAUGAAAGAACGAUUUAAACAGGAAGAAAACAUUGCAAGUGCAAUGGUAAUUUGGAUCAAUGAAAUACUGCCCAAUUGGGAAGUAAUGCGUAGUACGAGAAGAGUUCGAGAAUUGUGGUGGCAGGGAUUGCCCCCUAGUGUUCGUGGGAAAGUUUGGAGUCUAGCUGUAGGAAAUGAACUAAAUAUCACUCCUGAACUUUAUGAAAUCUUCCUCUCAAGAGCGAAAGAACGGUGGAAAAGCUUCAGUGAAACAAGUUCUGAGAAUGAUACAGAAGGUAUAUCUGUUGCUGACCGCGAGGCCAGUUUGGAAUUAAUUAAGUUGGACAUAUCCCGUACAUUCCCAUCUCUCUACAUUUUUCAGAAGGGUGGCCCAUAUCACGAUGUCUUACAUAGUAUCUUAGGGGCCUAUACAUGUUACAGACCUGAUGUUGGCUAUGUCCAAGGAAUGUCCUUCAUUGCAGCAGUACUCAUUCUCAAUCUGGAGGAGGCAGAUGCCUUCAUUGCAUUUGCAAAUCUCCUGAAUAAGCCAUGCCAACUGGCCUUUUUCCGUGUGGAUCACAGCAUGAUGUUGAAAUAUUUUGCAACAUUUGAAGUAUUUUUUGAAGAAAAUCUAUCCAAACUAUUUCUUCAUUUCAAGUCCUAUAGUCUUACACCAGAUAUAUACUUGAUAGAUUGGAUCUUCACAUUAUACAGCAAAUCACUACCACUUGAUCUGGCCUGUCGCGUCUGGGAUGUAUUUUGCAGAGAUGGGGAGGAGUUUUUAUUUAGGACUGGAUUAGGAAUCCUUCGGCUAUAUGAAGAUAUUCUUCUGCAGAUGGACUUUAUUCAUAUAGCACAAUUUCUUACUAAAUUGCCAGAAGAUAUCACAUCAGAAAAGCUUUUCAGCUGUAUUGCAGCCAUUCAGAUGCAGAAUAGCACCAAGAAAUGGACUCAGGUCUUUGCAUCUGUAAUGAAGGAUAUUAAAGAAGGAGACAAGAACAGCAGUCCUGCUCUGAAAAGUUAAUAUUGGAAAUUAGUAGACAAACUGAAAGAUAAAAAGUAGCUUUGGGGUAAAAGUUUGUUUCCUAUGCAGAAAGCAUGGAAGAAAAUGCUGAAGAAAUCCAAAAGAAUCAAGAGCUAGAGAACUGCAGAGUUUAAAUUCCACAGCUGAAGUAAAUAAGUAAUUUAUUGACAGUAUUAAUAAAAAAGUAUUUUAUAGGGAGAGUCAUUUUUCAGAGAAAAAGGCUUAAGUGGCUAUUACAUACUCCAUAAUUUGGAGUGAAUAAUUUAAUGCAAUAAUUUUUUAAAUAACUUCACAGAAACAGAUUUUUUUGUCUUUUCUUUUUUAACAAUUACCACAAAUGUCCUUCAGGGGUCAGAAUAGGAAUGAUAAAAUACUACUUUAAUCUCCAAAAAAGAUUUAGUGCAUAUGUUAUCUCCAGUUCUGACCUUCUGAAGAUACUAUAGACCAGUAACAAUAAGCAACUUCAGUUGUAAAUUAUUUAAGUCCCUCAAGUUAUUAUCUUCAUUCAUAGGUUAGGACAGUUUUAUUAUCUGGAACUGGAAAUGUUGGUGGGACAUUGUUUCUUGUUUGUUUAUGGUGUUUCCUACAGUGUUGUGUCCCUUUGUUUUUGAAGGGAAAGUCUUUCUCUUCCUUAAGGAAUUCAGAAAGAAUUUUAGCCUUUUUGUUUUUUGUCUGACAAAUUGUUAUGUAGUAACUUAACAUUAAAAAAGCUAAAUAACUGGUAGAAUGAAAGAUCUUUUUGCACUUUAGUGGGCUGAAGACUUGACUUUGAGAGUAAAAAUUAAAAAGUAAUGAAUUCUGAGAGUUCUUAACACAUUACUUGAUGAGACUUCAAAAUUUAUAAUUAAAAUUCCCCUUCUAUCUAUAGAAACAAAAUUUUAGUAAUUUCAGUUUGAAAUUUGAAAUCUUAUAUUGCUAAGUCUAAGACUUGUUGAACACUAUGCAUAAUUUUUUCUAAUUGAUGGAAAAAUAGUAAAAGUAAUUUUACCCUUUUUUUUUAGUCUAACUGGCAUAACAGGUAAAUUGUUAAUCAUUGGUAAACUGUGAUUAAAUUUAUUAUACUUAAUUUUUGAACCUACAGGAAAUCAUUUGAGUACUAUGAAUGAUACCUGUAUAAAAUUCUAUUUGGUUAAUAAUUAGAUUUAUACUGUUUUGACAUUGCAGUUUGGUUUGAAACAACAUAUAAGCACACUAUUUCUAUUAGUGGGGGGACUUACAGUCUUCAAAUUAACAAGCCAGAGAUUCUUCCUUAUUAGUGUAGUAAAGUGUGUUUUCAGGAGUAUGGGACCAGAGGGAGCCCAUAUAUUUUUACCCUAUGGGUUGGUUAUUUUAGCCUAGGGACUACUAGUGGAACCCUUAAGAGUUAACUCCUGUCAUAGGGACUGGCUUAGUGGAAACUGGUAGUGUAAUAAAAUAUUGAGGGCAUGUCUAGGGUCUUAAUAGGUUUUAGGAUGGCUUUUAACUCUGGUACCUAUUCCUUGAUAUUGGUGUCCCAGAUAAGGGGAAUAUAAUCUCUGGCAGUAAUCUCUUUGAGUUUAUACUACUUGGCUAAAUUUAGUACUACUUUUGUGUCUUAGUUUCCUAAGGUGGUCCUAAGUUACUGUGUUUCUUUUUUCUUACUUUUUUAUUGUACAGCUUCUUUACUUUUGAAGUAUAAAUGUGUAUAUAAAAUGUAAAUACAAGGAAUUCACUAAAAACCACUAGCAACAAUUACUAUGUAAAUAAAACUUAUAAGCAGAAUUAUGACUUGAAAUGAGUC